AUGACAACUGAGGAUAACGAGUGGAUGAAGAGACUCCAGAAGGAAAACACAUACCUGAAAAAUCAAGUUAGGCUGCUCAGGGAGAACUAUGAAUUGCAUUCAUUAUUGGGUCAACACUAUGAGAACAGCAAUCAAGAGCAAAUUGCCACUUCCCAUCCCAAUAUCAUGUGUCCUGCUGCCUGUGCUCCAAGCCAAGGAGUUCAGCCUUAUGGAAGGGAAAUCAAAACACAAGAGACCCCAAGUCGCCUACAUCCUUCCAUGCUGGAGGACUGUAAUUAUUCCUCUCUCCACAUUACAAAUGAGGCACUUUCUAGGUCCAGCACCAGAACUGAGGCACAGGCUGCAUUCAAGAGGCUCUCCAAUGAACCCACUCUGUUUCAGACAGCACACAAGGACAGGAAACCAACCUCUGUGGCCAGCACUUCCUGGACCACUAGGAUGGAGAAACAGCUGCAAGACUCUUUGGACCUCUCAAAGAUAAAGAAAGUCUCAUUCAUUGAUGGUACUUUACCUGGAGGAGAUAAGGUUCCUAGUUGCUUACAUGGCAUGGCUCACCAGCAACACGGGAACAUCAUCAGUACAUCAGACCCCCUGGGUGAGCAGCAGGCAUCAUCACGAGGAGAGUUUGUUUCCUUGACUCCCCGCAGCAUUUCGGAUAAGGAGAGAGCGCAGACACAAACUGGGUUUCCAGGAUACUUCAAAACAUCAGAGCUGUUUUCCUCAGAAUUUCCCCAAAGAAAGCCAAACCCCCUUUUUACCAGCACCGGGGAUAUAACAACUGAGAAAACACCUUUGGAGUCUGCAGAAAUACCCAGGAAAAAGAGAGUCUGGUUUUUAGAGAGCCCUGUAGGAGAUGAGAUAAGGAAACCCCACACCUAUUACUUAAAUGAGAGAGAGAUUGAUCUGAAUGCCAAGAAAAAUGGCCGCAUAGUGGGUGAAAUCGCUUUCCAGCUAGACAGACGUAUCCUGGCCUAUGUGUUUCCUGGAAUAACAAGACUUUAUGGUUAUACAGUAUCCAAUAUACCUGAAAAAAUCAAACAGGCCUCCCUGAAAAGCCUGGAUGGUUUUGUGGAUGAGAAGAAGUACCAGGCCAUGACCCAGCACUACUUGUCCCUCCUCACACGCCUAGAAAAGAUGGGUUACAACUGUAAUGUUCAUCCUGUAUUCAGCGAAUUCCUGAUCAAUACUUAUGGCAUCCUAAAGCAGCGUCCAGAUCUGAACUCCAGCCCGAUCCAGAGCAGCCCAAAUGACCUCCGGAAGAUAGUGAUUGACACUGUCCCAUCCAAGUUCCUUGGUGACACCUUACUGCUCCUGAACUGUUUGUGUGAACUUUCCAAGGAAGACGGUAAACCCCUGUUUGCUUGGUAG
Alligator sinensis (Chinese alligator) is the source of this 1368-nucleotide messenger RNA. It is a transcript of the gene SPATC1L, whose product is annotated as spermatogenesis and centriole associated 1 like. The transcript has 5 exons. The coding region runs from base 1 to 1368 and encodes 455 amino acids. The record is from RefSeq and is a predicted model, not a curated record. Lineage: Eukaryota; Metazoa; Chordata; Crocodylia; Alligatoridae.